GUCGCGCGGAGUCACCUUCGUGGCCAUGGAGACGGGGCCGCCGGAGCUGCCGCCGGAGCUGCCGCCCGUGUUCCGCGAUGAGAGUUUCAGCGAGAAGUUCCUGCGCAAGACGCGCGAGAACCCCCUGGUGCCCCUGGGCUGCCUCUGCACCGCCGCCGUGCUCGCCUGGGGGCUCGUCAGCUUCAAGAAGGGCGACGUGCAGCGCUCGCAGCUGCUGAUGCGCGCGCGCGUCGUGGCGCAGGGCUUCACGGUGGCGGCGCUGCUGGGCGGCAUGGCGGCCGCCGCCGCCAAGGCCCGGCAGUGA
Nothoprocta perdicaria is the source of this 304-nucleotide messenger RNA. It is a transcript of the gene HIGD2A, whose product is annotated as HIG1 hypoxia inducible domain family member 2A. NCBI's taxonomy places the organism in Eukaryota, Metazoa, Chordata, Aves, Tinamiformes, Tinamidae. The record is from RefSeq and is a predicted model, not a curated record. Gene Ontology annotation, biological process: mitochondrial respirasome assembly. The transcript is spliced from 2 exons. Gene Ontology annotation, cellular component: mitochondrion. Bases 26 to 304 code for a protein of 92 amino acids.